This is a messenger RNA of Anolis sagrei ordinatus, 910 nucleotides long. It is a transcript of the gene CCDC59, whose product is annotated as coiled-coil domain containing 59. Lineage: Eukaryota; Metazoa; Chordata; Lepidosauria; Squamata; Anolidae. Gene Ontology annotation, cellular component: nucleus. The record is from RefSeq and is a predicted model, not a curated record.
GUUUCCCGCUGCGCAUGCGCUGUAUCCACGCCAGGUAAAAUGAAUCGAGCGUCGAAGUAAAAUCUAUUCGAAAGAGGAUGUGAAGGGCGCUCGCUUGGUGACGCAAAAGGGACGCGACGAAGCGGAGAGAAAAGAGGCAGACUUCCAGGCUCAUGGCGCCGGUGACGAAAAGGAGUGUUUCUUCGGGUUUGAAAGGAAAUGGAGGGUCGGAAAAGUCCAAAAAGCGGCCGUGGAGGAGGGACCCUCGUCAGGUGAAGGGCAGCGUCCAGGAAGGUAAAGGCUUUGCUUAUUGGAGAAAACAAAAGAUCCGACAUGAUUAUAAGAAAUUACUAAAAAAGGAAAGCAAUGCAAAUUCCAAGAAGGUUGAGUACACAGAAGAUUACCCAGAACACUUGAAACAUCUUUAUUUAGCAGAAGAAGAAAUGCUUAAGAAACAACAGAAACCUAGGAAUACUAGUCAAGAUAUACUGGAAGGAAAAGAGUCUAUAACACCAAAAUCCAAUAGAGUUGGGAGGCAAUUAAAAACAAAAACAGCAAACCAGAAAGCCAAAGAAGAUUAUGAGAGGAUAAAGGCAGAGCAAGAUCGAAAAAAAGAGGCAGCCAGACAAAGGAAGGAAGAAAGAGAGAAAGCAAGGAAACUCUAUAAACAGAAGAAAAUGGAGGCUUAUAAAAUAUUAAGUAAAAGAACCAAAAAAGGACAGCCAAAUCUAAACAUACAAAUGGAGUAUCUCCUUCAGAAAAUACAGCAGAACCCAUGAUCUUUUGAUUAUCAUUUUUUACAGGUGCAAAGCUGCUUUGAUAUUUUCUUCUUCCUGUAAGUGCCUCCUCCUUUACUUUUGGGAUAUAACUUUUGUUAAUUUUGUUAAUUUAUGACUCAAAGGUUGCAGAAUAAAACAUGUUGGCAAACUCU